GUCUGUGAAAAACAUCUCUUAGGUUUUUAAAAGGCUUUUCUCUACAAAAGAUUUUGUUUUUAACUGUGCUGAGUGAUUCACAAUGGGUUUAUUCUAAGCCUGUUUCACAAGCAUUUGUACAUAAUUUGUAGGUACAGUAAUCCAACCUUGGUUUAUGGAAAAAAUUGAAUUCAGUUUCUAAAAUUUAUUUCUUGGGCCUUCGCUUGUUUAUAAACUACCAUAUAAAUGUGUUGUUUUUCUUUUGCCUUCCAUUUUUGUGUUCUUGUUUUGCAUCUUUUGCCAUACUUAUGUGAGUUACUAAUAAUUGUUACAUACUGUGGGUAUUAUGAAGGAAAAAAUGAAAUUUGUGCCCAGGGAUGCAAAUUAUUUCAGAGCAUCUGGUGAAAUUAAUGGGCAAAAACUUGAGGGUUUUGGUAUUUUAUAAAUAACUCCUUUAUAUUUCAUGUAUUGUCUCACCUAGAUUAGUGAACAAUGUAGAGUGUAACAUGAAGUAUAUAGAAUGAAAGUAAAAAUUUUUGUGGUCCUCAUUUAGUUGUGUCAAAGGUCUGAUGCACUGUGAAACAGCUCCCUUAGUAAAUAUUUUGGUACUACUGCACCAUAGUCAUUUAUUGCUUUUUAAUAUUCGAAAGUUGCUAGACAAAUAGAAUUUCUUUGAGUUCUUCAUCAGUGGCCUCUGCAGGGUCAGAAUUAAGACUAAUGAUGGGAUGAAGUUGUACAGAUGGCAUAUUGCUUAAUCUAGGUGCAGAUGGGUGGGUGCAUGAAAUGUGGCAAGUCUUGGGAUAGGAAUAAGCACUUCAUAUACAGAGUGAUACUUAGCAAAGCUUUUUUUUUUCUUUUAAAUUAAUGGUCUUUAUUUUUUAAAGCAGUUUUCAUUUCACAGUAAAACUGGAAAGUAGAGAAGGUUCCCAUAUGCCCAGUGUCGCCCAACCUGCAUGUCCAGUUGUCAUGUGCCCAACCUCCUGUUGACUCCUCACCACCAUAGUGGUACAUUUGUUACAGUCAAUUACUACGUUGAUACAUUAUCACCCAAAGUAUUUAAAACUGUUUCAGCUGGUCAGGGAGGGCUAAGAUUGUGUAAGAAUACCUAAAAUGAAGUGGGCAAAGUAUUGACUGUAUAGCCUGUGUGGCCUGGGGCCAGAGAGGAUGGGGAAAUGUGGGAGGGGUUGCAGAGAACCGGGAUUCCCAUAGAGAACUCUUGAGAGUAAAGUGGGAUAACCAAUCUGCUUUUAUAAGAGGAUUGUUAGGAACAGUAAUAGGUAUGAAAAUGUUCAUGAGCUGGUGGAACCUAUUCAAAAGCAGAUUCACCUGAUUGGGAAACUCACCUCUUAUAAAUGUCAUUACUUUCAAGGGAUCCUCUGGAAGGCCUAACCAACCUUAGGGGUUUUGGCACCCAGUAGGUUCUACAAGAUUUCACCUCAUAUAUGUUUGUUUCCUGUUUAUCCUUCUAAGGUCUGGCUUUCUCUAGUGGAUCGUCCCCUAGCUAUCUCAUUUUUUAUAAAGUUGUCUUGGACUCAGUGUCCUUUAACCAGUGUUACCCUAGUAACUUCUUUGAAGGUUCAUUUGUGGUUGGCUGGAUUAGGAGUGUUGGCUUUGGAGCCAGACUGCUUGGGUUCAUAUUCAGUCUCCACUUGUUUAUUAGCUUGGGCCAAUAAAUAAUCUCUGUCUCGGUUUCCAUAUCAGCAAAAUGGAGAUAAUUGUGCCUAAUUUCAUAGGAUUUUAAUGAAGAUUAAAUGUUACAGGUCAUGUAAAAGGCUUAGAGCAGUGCCUAGCUCGAAAGUGCUCAAUGCUGCUGUGCAGUAUAGCUUCAGCACUUAAUGUGGGCAUACAACAGUGAAUUACGGAAAAUAGCCUCUGCUUUCAGUUGUGGGUCUAGUGGGAAGACAGGCAACAGAUACAGUGAAAUGAGUGCCUUGGGGAUGUAUAGGAUGUGAUAGAGCCUCCUGCGGGUGUCUGGUAUCUUUGGGCCCACCUCCAUGUGAAGAUGACAGCUUUCUGCUCCCACUGUUUUUCCUUACAGAUUUGGUGUCAACGAGCUAACACAUUCCUCCCAUAGGUGUACCUCCCUUCUGUUAGGUAGUAUACUUUAAGGCCAGGCCUUUUAAUUUCUGCCCAUUUGCUGACAUGUAGUAGGUACUCACUGUUAAAUGAAUGUAUUAGUUUUCUUUUGCUGCUGUAACAAAUCACCAUAAACUUAAUUGACUUAAUUUGUUUUAACUUUUCUGGAGGUCAAAAAUCUAAAACAGGUUUCACAGCCCAAUCAAGGGGUCAGCAGGCCUGUGUUCCUUCUGAAGACUAGAGAAACUUGUUUGCCUUUUCCAGUUCUAGGAGCCCCUUGCAUUUCUUGGCUGGUGGCAUCUCUGCUUACAUCGUCUUUGAUCUUCCUCCUGCCUCCCUCUUAAUAUAAAAACUUUUGUGAUUACAUUGGGCUACUUGAAUAAUUGAGGAUAAUCUCUCCUUUUCAAAAUCCUUAACUUAAGCACAUCUACAAAGUCCCUUUUGUUGCUACAUAAGGUAACAUAUUUAAAGGUCCCUGUAAUUAGGGCAUGGAAACUGGGAGGCCCAUUUGAUAUUUUAUUUCUGGCUCCCCAGUUAUAUUGUUUGUUCAAAAGUGACUUCUGCCUCCAGGUCUGGGUACUUGGCUUUCUCAUUCUGGAAAAAGGUCUUUUCUGACACACGUCUUCCUAUAUCACUGUUUUUCAUAGCAUUAAUUGCUAUCUGAAACUGUUGACUUGCUUUUCCCAGCCGUUCUCCAAUGUAAGGUUUGAGUCUUAGCUUUCUCUUUUCUGGCACUUAGAACAAUACCUGGUGCAUUGUAGGCACUUCACUUUUUUAAGGGAAUCUAACCUCAUCAGCAAAAUAGCCAUUUAAAAUCUUGAGACUUCAAUUACUGGCAUAUUGUAGUCCUUGAGUAUUUGGUGAUGGGGGAUGGCAAAAGGAGGAAUGGGGUAAAGUGUGGAUUUAUGGAUAUAUAUCUGUAUAUAUAAUUUACUUUGGAGGACUCAGAAAUUACAUUUUGUAUGAAUAACGAUUUGUAAUACUAGAAAACCAUGUUAGGAGAGUACAGUAGAUACUUCAUGCUGUGAAGAUUGGAAAGUUUCACAGAAGAGGUAGAAUUUGGUCACCUGAAGUGUCAGGUAGAGAUGUGAUAGCAAAACUAAAGAGGAGACUGUUUAAUAAACAUUUGAUCACUUGCUGAGUGCCAGUGUAUCACUUGAUCCACAUAAUCCUAGGUUAGUGUUUCUCCACUUUGAUUGCAACCCCAGAACUGAAUUCGUAAUUGGUUUUGGGAUGAGCCCUAGACUUUUUUCUAAUUAAGUACUUCAUGUGAUUUUUAAUAUGCAUACUCCAUGUGAUUUUAUAACCUACCUUGUUAGGUGGGUUAACUUUCCCUCACCCAGGAUCACAUAACUAAGUAGUGGGGCCAGUGUUAACAAUUCCAGGCCUAAUUUGAGUGUUAAAAAAGUAACCAAGUGACCUAGGAAAGGUUAGUGUAGAGCUUAAUAAGAAUGGAGAAAAGUGUGUUGAGAGCAGUUGCAGGAGUUUUUGUGGGAACUGAAACCAUAUUAACCAGGGAUAAGCUUGCAGCUCUAGUGGGGAGUCAAGUCAUGAAGGUAGAGGCUUUAUAUGAUAACUUUAUCUGGCAAGAGCAGAGAUGCUAAGACCCACUGUGCAAAAGGUGCUAGAUGUCCAAGCCAGAGGGCACACACACCUAGCCUUUUACAAAGGAACCAAAACAAAGGAGUCAGAACAUGGAAUUUGGGCGGACUGGUGAGGGAACUCGUCAUUGUCAUUUACCUAAUUUGGGCUAGUCAGGUAUUAUUAACUGGCUAACAUUUGAAAGGUACAGCUCAUCAGUACUCUGGAAAGCGUGGUUAUUUUGAACCUGAAAAAUAAGUCUUUGACACAAGCUGAUGUGCAAACAACCCAGAAAAUUGAAUUACACCAAACUGGCCCAACUGCCCCCUCCGCGCCCUAUACAUGCUGCCUGGUGCUGUUUGCCAUUGGGCGCCUCACCUUGUGUCACCACUGACCAGUGUUCACCCAGUCUUGAUUCUGCUCGCUCCCCCACCUCACCCCCAUCUCCGGCAGCAGUAACCUGAAGGCAGAGGCACUAGUGCUGGUCGAGGGGUCCCAGUGGCUUCCGCUGCCCAAGUUGUCCAAGCACCCAUCAUGGCCCUGAACCCUAACAGGCCCCUUGCCCUAUGGAACUGAGGCCUGAGUCCCCGGGCGCCUAGCAACUGGUGCGCGUCGGGCAGGCAGGGCUGCAGCCUCGGGAGACGCUGGCCGGGCCGGGCCCAGCGUCGCUGGGCUGCUGGCCGAGGGGCAUGCUCACCCCAGGAGCGGUGAACGUGGGAGCUCGCGGCCACCUGCACCGCCUGUCCAGCCCCGCCUCCGUGGCCAGCCCCGCGACAAGGCCGGACUGGGCCGGGGGCUUGGGUGGGCUCCACCCUGCCGCUGGCUCCCACACUGCCCGCUGUGCCCGCUUCCCCAGCCACCACUGCUGCCGGAGCCUCCGACCUGGGCCCCAAGGGCCAGGAUCGCAAAGAAGUCCCUCCCCUCGGUGCAGCUGCGGGCACACAGCAUCUCCCUCUCGUCAGCACUGUUGAAAGAAGACAGCAUGUCAGUGCCAUCUCCUGAAAUCAAAUGUGAGACUUCUAAAGUCACCAGAAGUUCCUUUGGCAGUUGUUUCAUUUUUGAGAGUAGUUGGAAGAAAGCAGUUUUAGAAACACAAAAGAUUGAGAAAGAAUAUACCACAGCAUUUGGUCUAGGAGAGCUCAAAGAAUAUAUCAAAAUGCCAUAUUUACCAGGACUACAAAGUAACCAAAGAAGUAUAAGUUCAACUCCGCUAGAGGUUCCAAAAAGACUGCCACGUGCUGAUGCCGAGGUGUCUGCAAUCAGGCUAAAGAAGACUAAGGAGACAUGCAGUGUGGCACCACUUCGGGAGAAAUCAAAAGGUUCUGGCUUCAGUGAUCCUCUCACUGGAGCACCGUCUCAAUACUUAGAGAGACUUUCCAAAAUAGCCAUAUUGGAAUAUGAUACCAUUCGUCAGGAAACAACCAAAAAAUCAAAAAAAGGCAAGAAACGAGAGCUCCGAGACUGCUGAGAAAUGUACAGUGUGAUGCUUUCUUCAGUGACUUUUAAGCUUUAUAUUUUCUUUUUUUAUGUGAUACGAUGCAAAAUGAUUUAUAUAAAAAUGAAAAUGUAAAUAGGAAAUAAAUAUGUUA
Macaca mulatta (Rhesus monkey) is the source of this 5225-nucleotide messenger RNA. RefSeq names its product chromosome 8 C8orf89 homolog (gene C8H8orf89). The record is from RefSeq and is a predicted model, not a curated record. Lineage: Eukaryota; Metazoa; Chordata; Mammalia; Primates; Cercopithecidae.